Molecule: messenger RNA, 30952 nt
Organism: Toxorhynchites rutilus septentrionalis
Lineage: Eukaryota; Metazoa; Arthropoda; Insecta; Diptera; Culicidae
Gene: gpp
Product: histone-lysine N-methyltransferase, H3 lysine-79 specific
Exons: 7
Coding region: 12165-18155 (1996 amino acids)
Biological process (GO): DNA damage checkpoint signaling; DNA repair; regulation of transcription regulatory region DNA binding
Cellular component (GO): nucleus
Molecular function (GO): histone H3K79 methyltransferase activity
Source: RefSeq, a predicted model, not a curated record
AUAUUCAGGAAUGUGAGAUAGCACUCGACACUGGCUGAAGUAUUGAUUUGUAACUUUAAUUCGAAAAGCUGGAUCGUGUCCUUGCGGUGCGCGGUGUAUAUUCGUUUGUUACUUUUUCAAGAUUAAAGAUUAAGCAGUUUUAAAGUGGAAACUAGUAGAAAUCGAAAGGUAAACUUAAUGUGUCGCACGUAAAUUAGCACCGAAUAUACUUAAGAAGGAUGCUCCCUUACGACCGAAAACAUUAAUAUUAGGCAAUAACGAUUGACCUUGCACACGUGUUCGACAUAAACAAAUGUAUAUCAUUGUAGAAAUAAAACACAGGUAGGACCGGUACCAAUUUAGCGGGGUCUAAAAACUUUUCUUCAAUUAAUCCUAAAGUGGAUGCAAUAUAAAAUUGACGAUAAGGAACCCUUCUGAACGGAGUACAGGAUUGUAACACAUCACAUGGUUGUCUUUCAAGAUCAUAUGGAAAUUUAUAUUACUCCCUCAAUACAGUUAACGAAUAACUCAGCCAUUGAUGCGCGAAUAAAAACAUCCUAGAUAUAGUGUAAAAUGUUUGUCGUUGAGCUUCCGUGUGGUUGAUGUCAUCCUUAGAACUUGAUUGCAAAUUAGUUUUGGGAGAUAUUACGUAUGGUUCAUCAUUCAGCAGCAAUUCCAUGAAAAAAGGAUUCACCUUUGCUCUCAAACCAUCUUUGUUCAUUUUGUUAUGGAAAGUUAUGGAAAAGUUCUACACUCGUAUGUUUUUUAUGUGUCUAUGUAGGACGGAAGCUUAGCGUAGGACUAUAAUUGUUGGGAAGUUUUUUUUUAAUUUAUAUAUUAGAAUUUUCCAAAUAUAGACACGAGUGACGAUGUCGUUGAUGCAUCUAUAAUGGAAUAAAAAAAAUCGAGGGGUUGUAUCCGAGACACGGCCGCUUAGGACGUAGGGCUACGCAAUUUUUUUUAUUUAUUUUUUUGAAAUUUGUUGGUUUAUCAUUUCGGAUAUACAGGUCAGACUCGAUUAUAUGUGAUUCGAUUAUAUACAAUUUUAGACUCGAUUGUAUACAGUUUGGAUUUUUUUUAUAUUUCAAAUAUAACUUAUUUCAAGAAGAAAUGUAACCUUUCAACGUUAAGGUGAAGUUUAAGUGGUUUUUGCAUGUACAAUGGUGUAAAAAUCGUGAUUUUUGAAGAUUUUGCUUGAACUUUCACCAAGAAUUGUUUAACAGCCAUUAUUGCAGCCAAAGUAAGAAAGAUCGAAGUUGGGUUUCAUGGAACAAAUUGUAGAGCGAUUAGAGAGCUUCAACUUAAUUGAUAGAAACAAUCUAGUUUAAGGUGAAGGUGGAAGCUAGCCACAUUUCUAUCAUCUCCCUCCCUUACCCCUCGCCCGAAAAUCAAUAAUUUUGCGAAACAGUGUGAAGAAAAUGAUCGUUUGCACACACUUCCCACCAAGUAAUAUUAACCGAAAUCUAAUCGAUUACUCACCAAAUACUAAAUUUUCGAGUGACGUCGCAAUGUAUAGUGGAAAACGUCGUAAAACUCGAGCUAGUCUCUGAAAGUUAACUUUUUAUUUUUCAAUUUUCCGCAAUGGUUUUGUUUGUACUGGUGAAAACAUCGUUACUUUUUCGACACUGAUGCUAGACAACAUAAUCGAAACAGCUAUAUAAACCAUUCAAUCAAAUGUUAUUUCUGAGUCAUAUUUCAGAUCAUGUAAAAAUAGUAAACGGAAAAGUAUUACAUUCAAUCAAAAUGACUCGGCCAACGAAGAGAAGGGUUAAGGCUCUCCAACGUGAAUAUCUGAAAACAAUACGAUCAACGAAGGAAAAUAUUAAGGAAUUACCAACAUCGAGUUACUGUGCGGAAAAUCUUGUUAUAUCAUCAAAUGUAUUCUAAGCCUCGGGUCAGUGAAGCGCCACACAGUCUGAUAAGUGAAUUGAUCAAAUAGAUCAAAACAAACGAAACAAAUUGCUCUUCUCUCACAAACAUUAUUACCCCAUUUUUACACGUGGUUUUACCUAUACUACUACAAAGGCUUGCUUCCACCUUCACCUUAAUAAAAAUUGUUUGGAUAAAAUUAAUAAUAACACAUUAAAAAUUAUUAGCUUUUGAGUUUUUCACUUCCAAAAUGUUAUUAAAGUUCACUAAUUUAGUUGUUCCACUACUAUACCUUGUACUAAAAUUUCUCAUCUUUCAAAUGAAACCAUCAGAAUCGUCUUCCGUAGCGUACUUUUUAUUGUAGAGCCAGUAUGAGGAAACAGAGUCCGUAACAAAAAUAAAGUUCUAUAACUCUGUCAUUGUGGAAAUACGAACAUAUGCAUAGGAGGUUUUCUUUCAUCAAACAUGAUCGUCUUUCACUUCCUGAGAGAAUCUGGGUAAUUUUUUUUUUAUGUGAGAAAGAUGCUUUCUGACUUUGAGGGGAUGAUUCAAAAAUCAAAUUUCUGUUUUAUUUUCAAAAAUUGAAAAAUACAUGCAAAAAAAUUAAUGAAAAAAAAAAUUUUUUUUACUCGAUUACAUACAGGAUUCGAUUAUAUACAGUGAAAAGAAAUUAAAAACUGUAUAGGGGUAAUGGGGGCAAAUUGGUCAUGGGGGGCAAAGUGGUCACCUGCUUGUUUGGUAGUAUAACUAUUGACCAUAGAAUGCCGUAUUGAUAGUCACCUUAUGUUUGGAGAAUUUAAUGACUUUUGAGUCACCCUGUACUUCAGCAGAGCUGUCGCAUGUCAAAAUAUAAAUAAAAACUGAAAUUACUCUCUCGAUAUCCAUUCGGCCGUAGUUCUGUGCGCAUGGUAUCAACGGAAUUUCUCGUGAAAUUUAGUUUAUUCAAUCUGAUAUGUUGGACAGAUAAUCAGUUCGGACGACUUAUCACAUAUUCUAGGAAAGGUGAACAUAUAUUCUGUUUAAUCUCAGCGAUUAAAUCGCAUAGAAAUUAUUUUCAUGUUUGGGGGCAAGGUGGUCAUAGGUGAAUAACGACUUACAAUGUUCUGUUUACUCAAGCUGAUAUACCGCAUCAUAUUCUGCUUUUGAAGAGGAUCCUUUUAUGACUUUGACCCUGGAUAAAUAUGCCACCAAGCCUCAUUAUGCGAAACGUUAUGUGUUUCUUACUACGUUUUUGUAUGCAAGAGAAAAUUUGAAUUGAGACUCUAGGUGAACAGGCCAAGCUUAUUUCAUGCAUGUACCUACUAUAACAAAUAUGAUUUGAACAAAUUUGGACGAAAAAAACGUAUAAAUCUAUCCCAUUUAGCUUGAUAUGGGCGGGUGACCUCUUUGCCCCCACUAGGUGAUCACUUUACCUUCAAUGUAACGGCGAUCGGAAGCGAGGAAAAAAGUCCAAGGAGUAAUCUCACUAUUUACCGGGUUCUCAGCAGCAAAGAAACAGAAUCUGUUUGUUUUGCGCAGCUUUUAACUGUAAAUAUAUUUCAAUUUUCCAUUUCUGUUUUAGGUUAGGUAUACAUUUUUUACUCACACUUUCGGUGAUAGCGAGUACAAAUUCUUAUCACGCGGGAUCUCCAAGAUAGCUCUAACUAAUAGGACGAUCUAAAAUUUAAUCUACACGUGUAAUUAAAUAACCAAUAGUUAUUCCAAUUUACUUACGUGGAACCAGUUUACUAUUCCACUAACAAUUUUUAAUCAAAGAAACUCAAUUUAUAUCUUUUCACUGCCAACUACUCUGUUUAUGACUUUCUAAUGGUGGAGAUUAUUUUCCUUUCUUUCCGGUUGUCAUCCUCUGAACCGUUUGUCGGUGUUUGACAGCCGUUAGCGGGAUUAAGUCGAGGUAACACCGUGAAACACUUAGAUGUAGCAGUGCGCCCAGCGAGAACAUCCAAGCAAAACAAUUUUUUUCGAUUUUUCACCUUUUUUCCUAAUGAUGAAAAGUGUACUAUUUUGAAUUUUUAUAGUAGAAGCCGUUUGCUAUCUUGAAGAACAAUGAGUUGAACUAUAAUAUUCUUCGAGAAACGGAAAUUAAAUCAGUAUGUGGGCGCUGGAAAUGGGCAUAUUCCUUAGGGUGACCACUAUGCCCCCACUUCCCCUAUAAUGGAGUCCUCCCUGUAUUUUGCGAACACGUCGAAAUUUCCUUAAUAACUCUUUAGUGAAAAGUUCCGGGGCCCCUGAAAAGAUUUAAUGGCUUGCGUGAUUUGUAGAAUCAUUUCGAGAAGCAACGAUUCUUUCCUGCCUUUGCGAGAACAAUACACUAAUUGGUCAUAUGUCGCAUUUUGUUUCUUUAUAUCAAUGCACGCAUUGCACUGAGUAUUUAACGAGAGGCAUCUUCCGUGCAUCACCAUUGAACAAGUAUCAAACACGCGUCUAACAGAUCCACACAGUUGCAGCAAUAAAAAUGAAACAUCGCUAGAAUGACCAUUUAUGAAAAAUCGUUUCUUGACUCUUGGUCCAACCCGUCAACAAAGCUAGGAGCUUGUUGCAUCAGAACAGACCCGAUGCGCACGAGAACAAAUCUCCCUUCGUUGGUUCUAUUCUAGCGAUUGCAUGAGCUGCCCGUUAUUGACAGCUCUGUUCGGGGAAGCACACAAAUGGAUAGAUGGGAAUGCUUCAAUUUUCAUCAAUUUAAACCAUUUCCAGACUAUGGGAUUGUAAUGUAUAGCAUAUCGAAACAAUCUUAGAAAAUUUCUGAUUCGAUUGGUAUGCAAAUCGUUAAAAUACGUUCGCAGCGGAAGUAGUUAUUAACGUUAACUUUAUUUCAUAAAAACGUGACCUAUUUUCUGAUUUUUCACCCUUAAUGAAAGACGUAGUCCUACGUCAAAAAUUGUUCAAAAUGGCGAAAAGAGCCGUUUGCUAUAUGUUUUGGUAUCCUUCAAAGGGGUGUUGUGAGUCGCAGUGGUAUGAAGAAUGUCAACCCACCAAUUAUUAAUGCUGUCUAUUCUUAAUACUCAACUAUUGAACAAAAAUCAGCUAAACAAAUUCAACACAGACAAGAGAAUCUCGACAUUCUCUGGGUUUCUCAUAUUGAUUUUUGCAAACGCAAACAAAAACAUGAAAGAUAAAACCAUAAAACCUUACUGGACCAUCAGUGUAAACCUGGUGUUCUAUCUGGAGUUUUGUUUCAAUGAAGUGGUCGAGGGUGGGUUCAGGCUGGAGAUCUUCCGCACGCAUCCUCGAGUCGAUAAUGGUUAAUAUUCAGCAGUUCCACAGUCAAAUGGCCGUCGAAUGUACACUAGGGUGCCGACGAAUAUUAGGAAAAAGUCGACCCUAUACAAAAUGUUUACCAACUCCAAAAAACACACUAUGCCAAAUAUCAGCUCAAUCGGCCUUAAGGGAGAGUGGCACAAAGCGGUCAAAGUUUGAGUUUUUUGAAAAUCGAAAAAUUACCCAAGGGAGAAUAGAGGAAAUCGGGGUUUUCGAAAAAAAUUAAUGCCAAAUGUCUUAAAGUUGCAUGUGAGAUCGAAAAUCGACAAUCUGGAACCGAAAAAUCACCGGAAAUAGGGGGUUUAAAAAAAAUUUGAUGCCAAAUGUCUUAAAAUUGCAUGGUACAUCGAGAUUUACAAUUAUCUCAAAACAAUUUUUUUUACUAGAUAUCAAAAAAAAAGUGAAAAAAACAUAGGGGUUGCUGGCAAAUAUUCUUGCCACUACCCGUAAAAGGGUUAAUAGGACAUAGUGGUAACGAUCAGAAAGUGAAAGGUCUCGAAUAGCUCUACUGGUUAUAAUCUUCGGUUGAAGAUUUGGUUGUCCACUUUCUGCCAUAACAGCGUGGGUAGAGAUGUCGGUUAAUCGUUCAAUUAAUUUUGUAAUUUUGUGUCGAAUAAUGAAAAAUCAAAAUAUAAAUACAUCGAAUAAUUAUCACAGUAAUCGCGAAUAAAUGAAAAAACACCAUUUUUUGAAAAAAUACAGUGUAAAAUUUGUUUAACCGGUGUUUUGUCGAAAUUCAUCGAAUAUGCUAAAACAUUUACGUUCGAAGCAUAAAAAUAAUUCCCUGGUGGUGGAGGUGCCUGGAAAGAAGAAUUCAGCGUUUGCAGGAGUAAAACAGAAAUAAAAUUGUUUGUUUUUUUUAUCCCUUUUAUUUAUUUAUUAGGCUCAUUAGCAUUUUAUCUGUAACAGAGCCGGGUUUAAUCGUGUACAUGUACAUAUAUUUACGUUUCUAUAAAUUGUAAAUUACACAGUAGUUAGUAGUAGCCAUUUAGGCGUUAAGUUUUCUGUUCCAUUACAUUAUGGUAAAUUACACAGUAGUAGCCAUUUAGGCGUAAGGGUAUUCUUUCUGUUCUUCCAUUGUUCAGCAGACCGGACAGCGGAGACAGUUGAUAUUGAUCAUUAUUGGGUUAUUUAUAGAACAGCAGCCCGAUGUUUCUUGCAGAUCAAAGCAGUUGUAUGGAUGAAUCGAUCUUUGUUCCACCGUGAAUCGAUUUCCAUCGCUGAUGAUGGUUGCGUGGACGUAGUUAUUUUAUAACAACACAAAGAUGGUCAAUUGAGGGCCCUGAGUUUGAUCGAUCGCUUGGUAAGCGAACGCGUAACCAAGUGGCUACGAAGACCCCCUAAAUUGUAUGUUGAUGCAAUAAAAAUAUUGUACAUCAAUACCAUUUUAUUCAAAAAACCAUUAUUCUGCACCAUGUUUAUUUUAAAAUUAUAUUAAAUGUAACUUUAAAAAUUAUGACAUCAUAGUCUUUUUUAUUAUAAAUGUCGUUCAUUUUGAUUACCGGCAAAAUUGGUUUUGUGCGAUCCCUUUUUGUUCAAUUCCUCAUUUAUGUGACCCUUUUUGUGCGAUUUUAUUAUUCAAUCGAGACUUGGAUCACACAAACCAACAGCACAAACAAUAAAAUCGCACGAAAUCAGUCACACAAAUGAGAAAUUGCACGAAAUGCGAUCGAACAAAAACAGGCUUGCCUGUACAAGAAAAUAUAUUCGCUCGAAUAAUCGAAUACUGAAAGAUAAUUAUUUGAAUGAAUCAAAUAUUUAGAAAUGACCGACGAUUAUACGAUAAUCGAAUAAACGAAAAAAUUAGACAUCUCUAAGGGCGGGUAGGCUUGGUAACAAAGACUCCGAUGCCUAUCUGUAUCGCCUUAUUUACAUCGGUUCGAUCGUCUUCAACACUUUUUCGUCACUUUGCUUUGGAUUAAACCAAACGGUAACUAUCCGAAAGAGUGUCUGGCCAGCAAUUGCUUUUAAUAGAUUAAUUCUAUUUCGAGUAUCUUUUUUGAUCAACUGAGCCUCUGGUAUGAAGCGGAGUCGCUUGUCAGAAGAGACUCCAAGUAUUUUGAGAGAACGACUGAGAGAUUUUUUCCCUUAAAACAUGCCUAGUUAAUUCGUUGAACUGUUCAAUGGUUUUAUUAUAUUGAAAACGAAAAUCUAAACAUUGAACAUGUAGCAAAAAUAAAUAAAAAUUUCGAAUGCUUAUAACUCGAGCAUUUCUUAAUAGAUUCCAAAGAUGUUUGCAUCAAUGAAUAGAAAAUAUUUGUACGCAUCAAUCUCAAUGAAUAAAAUUUCAUUUUUCUUGAAAUAAACAAUUGAAUAAUGGUGAAAUGUCAAGCAUUACUAAACGCACUAAAUCUCUCGUUUUGAUUGGCCCGAUUUGUGCUCCUGAAAUGGUACCGAGCAAGAGGAGCAACACUCCAACACACACACAACACUUAUAGCGGGAUAUCAUUUGAAUACAUUCCCCAACAUGGACUUCAAAAGUUUUGACUCAUCUUCGACUGGUGAUGUCAUUGAUUCUUUAGGUUUGCUCGAAGCAGAUUUCCGUUCUUUUUUAACGCCUUUGACCGUGUUCUGUGUGUGACCAGUGCUCCCGUGGCCUAGUGGUUAGCGUCCCACAUUAUCAUGCCGGGGGUUCGGGUUCGAUUUUCGUUCAGGCCGGGAGAAUUUUCGUCAAAGAAAAACGGGGCCUCCUCUCUUCCAGACAAUAUGGAAUAAUGCAUUUUCGAAUUUUUUUCCGGAUGUUAGAAAUAUUUGGAGUUCUGGUAUUAUGGUGAUUGUUUCCAUUUUUUGAGCGCAUGAAUAAUGAUUAUUACACUGUUGACAGCUGGAUGCGUAGAUGCUGUCUGAAAAUCGGUACCUUUCUGGUGGUAUCCUGAAGCAACGGGAUGUCGUAGAACGAAUUCCAAUGAGUAUUUUAGAACUGCAGGACAAUACCGAAAGCUGUAGGACAAUAGGGGUUUUAAAAAAAUGACAAAAUGGCGGCCGUUUUUGUUAAAAACGAGUUAUUUUUCAUUAGAAAUCGCUGUUUAGAAGCUCAUAAAAAAUAAAAAAAAAUAGAUAUAAAAAAACAGCAAUGUAACACUUUAGAUUAUUCAUUUUUACAUGCUGAUAAAAAAAUUCAUCUAAAUCGGUCGAGUAGAUCCUGAGAUAUCAAUACCACCAGCUGAAAAAACAUGGUUUCGAGAAAAACGCGUUUAAAAAAUCACAAUACUAUAUCCCUUGCGGUGACCUCAUACUUUUGGCUGUAACUUUCCAAUGAAAUCAAAUAACGAAAUGUCCUUUUAGGACAACAUUUUUGAGAGCAUAAGCUUCCCAAAAAUGGAAAAAUAAAAAAUUCGAAAAAUUUCUCCCAAACCAGGAUCUCCGGGGGGUCUUCGUAGCCUAAUUGGUUAGGUGCUACUAAGCGAACAAUCGUGAGCUUAUAACUCAGGGCCUUCAACUGACCAUCUUUGUGUGUUAUUCUAGUUACUACGUCCAUGCAUCAAACAUCAUAUGAUGUUUAUCCCAGCCUUUUACUCCACAUACGAUCGAUCUGCUGCAUCGGUAAUUGGUGCUAUUUAUAAACCCAACAGUGGAAGCCUCAUAUCAACAGUCCCGCUGUAUCCUACUGUGAACAUUCGAACAAUAGGAAUGUUCUUACGCCGAAAAAUGCGACAUGUGUUGUGUACCGGUAGAAUAGGAAUACUCUAACGCCUAAACGGCUAAUGUGUAAUAGAUAAAAAUGUGUAUCGAUGAGAUAGGAAAACUCUUACGCCUAAAUGGCCACUGUUCAAUAUACAACAUGAGAAAAAUGUACACGAUAAAUUCGGCUCUGUUACAGCUGAAUUGCUAGAUGAGACUAAUAAUAAAAAUAAACAGAUGAGAUAACAAAAACCAGGAACCCCCUCUUAUGUAUAUUGAAGUUACCGAGAUCUACUUUGACGGCGUUCUCCAAAUCGGACCUGUCAAUUCCAUUGAACGUAGAAGGUUGUAGACCAAAUAAGACAACCUCAGGCAUGGCGAUGGCUGUGGAAUCGGAAAUGCUUUGACACUCUGAGUCAACCGCGACUUCCGGAAACAGUACGCCCUGGGUUAUUCUACAUGAACUUUUCAACCACUUCAGCAAAAUAUGGCUUGAAUGGACACAUGAACACAACUUAGUGCGGAAGAAGUACAACGACAGUCACGCGAUGUUGCCGAACAUUUUCGGUGAACAUGAAAUAACUCAUCGAUAAUCAGCAAUACAGGCAAUUCUAACGUCGGCUGGUUAUAUUUCAUAAAUGAUCGUACCAGUCGUUGAACAGGUCGACAGUAAUGUAACAACUCGGAUUUAAUACAAAGGUUGUUCCUGAAAGGCCGCCUCUCUUCAGGGUUACGUGAUUCAGUACCCUGGGGAGAAUCAGAAGAGGAGGAAGGUUCUGUCUGGUCGCUGACAUACACAUAACUGCCUUGAUAGAUUCACUGGAAACCAUAUUUUCCCCCUUUUAGACAGCGAUUUACCUUUUCUUUGGCAGCACUUUUCGGAAAACAUAUAAAAGUUAUGUUUACUAAUAGUGGCGAUAUCCAAUGAAUAAAAUAACCUUCAUUGUUAGUACACUUUUCUUAACUGGGAAUAUUUACUAUGGGGAAAACAAUAUACAUACGGAAUACGGCAGAGUACAUUUGAUAUGAAAAUCAUUCAAUAUUAUGACGCAUGGUUAUUUUUACUCAGCGUACAAUUUGAUUUCAACUUUGACACAUCUCGUAUAAAUUAACAUAACUUUUUUAGCAUAGGCAGGACCGGAAGAAUCUUUCAUGGAGGAUACUGGUAAUCAGCAGAAUAUAAGUCCCGUUUAAAAAUUCGAGAUGACCAUUUUCAUUGGCACCCUAAACUAUACGUUCUGCCUCGUAUUUAAAAAAACGAAGUUUCAAAAAGUCGAUAUUUGACAAAAACAUUUCGGGAUUACAGUAGAUCUCGACGUUUCAUGCAAUUUGAAGACAUUUGGUAUCAUAUAAGACCCCGAUUUCAUGUACUCUCCCCUUGAGUGAUUUCAUGGUUUUCAAAAAAUCCAAACUUUGACUUUGAAAUUUUGCAUAGCAUAUUUUUCACGGGAAUCAACAUUUUGCAGGAAGGCCCGUAUGAAAGUUCGAGAUGAUCAUUUCCAUUGACACUCUAGUGUUCAACCAGAAUUUGUUAUGCGGGGAACGUACCUCAUAAAAAACGCAUUAAUUCGAAAGUCCGAGUGAAAAACCGCGGUUACUUGAAAAUCAAAGGUCACCUAAAAAUUCGCUUGAGAAUCGUGAUAUGGCGCGGCACUAAUAUCCAUCAUAAGCACUGAAUUUAAUUCAAAAUGUUUCAAUGUUCAAAAAGCUUUGGCUGAGGGAGAUAUGUGAUACUGUUAAAGUUGGUUUAAGGCGUUAAUUCGAAAAUCCUCAUAAAAAGUCGUGUUAAUUUGAAAAUUUGUGCAAAUAAAUCCGUGUAAAAAAUAGAAGUGGGUUAUAAUUGCGAAAUAACCGCAAGGCAAUCGUAGGACUACCACUAGCUUGAUAAUCAUUUGUUUGAAGUUGCAUCUAAAUCAAUUAACAAUGAAUAAAUGAACGAAUGAAUGUUUUGUAAGAUUACUGAAAGUUUUUCUUGUUAAAGUGGGAAUGAAUGAGUAUAAGUAUGGAAAUAUUUCUACAUGGAUACACACAAAAUUCAACUUUUUUGAACAUGUUGGGGGUCCUGAAAAGAACCGAUGGGUUUGCAUGGCUUUGGCAACUGAAGAUGGUUGUUACAUGAUUCAUUCUUUUUCUUAUGAGAACGAUACACGAGAUUUUGUACUCGAUUACCACCAAGAAUCGAUUCCUCCUCGAUAAUGAUACCCAACGCAAAUAAUACUCCCCUUUGUUAUAUCGACAAUUCACUAUAACGACGGUCUCUUGCGAUGUCACUAUAGAGAGCUUCGACUGUAAUUGGAUUUCAUAUAUAUAUAUAUAUAUAUAUUUCAUAUUUAUUCGUAUUUUGCAACGUAAGACCAAGUCAUUUUUAUGCUACAUUGAGUAGUUCCUAGUAGAAAGUGCCACUUGUCAAUUUGGGUUUACGAUUUUUAAGUUACAAAAAAUAUUCAAAAAUUUUAUAUAAAAAAAUGCCCUUUACAACACACUAAUAUUUUUUAACUAACUUAACUGAAAUUCUCUUUACAUCUUCUUUUGAAAGCUAAGAAUGAUUUUUGAUUAGAAAGAUAUACAGGUAAUGAAUUCCAAUGUACGACACCUCGAACAAAAAAUGAGUUCCCGUACUUGGUUGUACGAAACCGUAAAAAACCACGUAGUUGGUUGUACGAUACCGUAAAAAACCGUAAAAAACCACGUAAAACACCUGGAUGUACCAUAAGCCUCUAAAACCUUUCAUGCCAAAGUGAUAUGACAGGCACACACCGCUAAAGCCGUAAAGUACGCAAUAAAAAUCCUUAACUGAGAAUCUUUAUUACACAGACCGUAUUCUCAUCAGUUGGCCCCGUCAGAUUAUCAUAUUUUUGAACCUACAGAGCUGUAUUAUCCAGAUAUUCAGUGAGAUUCGAUUUGACAGUUCGUUACUUUCAGAAGAUAUUCUGAAACAGACAAUAUCCCUUUCUAAUUCCCUUAUCGGACGAUAAAUUGAGGAUUUUCACAUCUGAAAUACACCUCAAAUCAAAUUUGACGUGUAAGAUGUUAUAAAGAUUGCAACUUGGUUUUGUCAAAAAAAUCGAUGAAAAAAAGCUGUUAUUAGAAAAAAUGUACAAAUUAUUUCAGUGAAAGUAUUUUACAUUAUUUUCUACGUGUUUUUUUCCACCUCUUUCGCAACUGGACGAUACCAUCUCAAUAAAACGAUGUCGGUUUCGGAGCGAUCCAUUCAUCCGCCCAUUCUCACACUUGCUCAACGCUUCGGAAACAUGUAUCACUUCUCAAGCCGUGCUGCAUCAAUUUGACCAAGUGAUGAUCAGAAGGCGCGCAAUGUCUCUGAUACACAAUGCUACUAUUAUCUGGGAAACGGUUGCCUUGAAAAGAAAGGAUCUAGCGGAAAGAUAGAGUGAAAAACAAAGACCUAGAGUAAUCAGUGUGUAAAGUUUAGUGAAAUGGCAACCCCAAACUACAAAGAGCUUAAACUGCAGUCUCCGGCCGGAGCUGAACCUUUUCUAUACAACUGGCCGUUCUCAAUUGGCGGCGGUCACGACAACGGCAUCGAACUGAUCGAAAAUGUACGCUGGGUGUGCGAGGACAUGCCGGAAAUCAAGUCGGCGAUCGAAGAGAUCAAUCUGAACGAAAUCGACACGGGAGAUUACGAUAUGAUGAAGAAUCUCUGCGAUCGGUUCAACCGGGCGAUCGACAGCGUGGCUGCACUGGAGAAAGGGACGUCACUUUCGAACCAGAGGUUCACGUAUCCUUCGCGUGGUCUUCUACGUCACAUAAUACAACAAGUGUACAAUCAAGCUGUAGUUGAACCGGAAAAAUUGAAUCAAUACGAACCAUUCUCGCCGGAAGUGUACGGUGAAACAUCUUUCGAUCUGAUUUGUCAGAUGAUUGACCAGAUCAAAAUCACUGCUGACGAUGUGUUUGUUGAUCUUGGUUCGGGUGUUGGACAAGUAGUGCUUCAAAUGGCAGCCUCAACGCCAGUGAAGGUGUGUUACGGUAUAGAGAAGGCGGAUGUACCCUCGCGGUAUGCGGAGGGGAUGAAUGCUACCUUCAAACUCUGGAUGCGAUGGUUUGGCAAGAAGUACGGCGAUUAUGAACUUAUCAAAGGUGAUUUUCUUGCCGAUGAACACAGGGAGAAGAUCACAUCUGCCACCAUUGUAUUCGUGAACAAUUUCGCCUUCGGGCCAAAUGUUGAUCACCAGCUCAAGGAACGAUUCGCGGAUUUACGCGAUGGUGCCAGAAUUGUGUCAUCCAAAAGCUUCUGUCCGCUCAACUUUCGGAUAACCGAUCGGAAUCUCAGUGACAUAGGGACGAUUAUGCACGUUAGCGAAAUGUCCCCUCUUCGGGGCUCGGUUUCAUGGACGGGGAAACCUGUGUCUUACUAUUUGCAUAUAAUCGAUCGAACAAAGCUGGAGCGGUACUUUCAACGGUUGAAAACUAAAGGAGUUGAGAACGAUGGCCAGGCUGGGAGCACGAGUACACGGGCGUCUAGAUCCAAGAAAGAGAUCAACCAGAAGUCUACAGUUACUAAUGACGAAAGUAGUUCGGACAGCGAUCCAGAUGCCACUAGCUCAGCUACAAGGAAACCAUGGUCCGAUUGGUGCAGCGGCAAAGAGAAAAGCAGCCAAUCAGAAGAGGAAAAUAACAAUUCGCCGGUUCUCCGCAAUGGACGUAUUCCAACUGGAAAUAAAAAACGCAGGAAGAUAAAUAGAACCAAAACGGUUAAGAAGGAUCCUGCUGCUACUGCUGCUGCUGCCGCUGCCCAAGCAAUUCAGCAGAGCGUUAAAGAAGCGCAGGCGGCUGUCACGAAGAAACGUGGCCGAGUCAAGAAAGGUCGCCAAAGACGGGUACUUAAAAUCAACGGUCUCGAUUUGCUGCACAGUGAAACCCUUCUAAGCACAUCUGAUCAGACCAUCGGUAAGCGACUUCCACCCGCGCCAGGAUGCGUAGACCAAUUGCUCACCUCGCUGGCUGGCGAUAUGCAACAUACUGAGCUCGAUAUCCCGGAAGCUCCCUCCGAAACGCCGUACGCGUUGCAAAUUUUGUUGGAUUUAUACAAAGCGCAAUUUAUGAGAACGAUCGAAGCUAUGCGCAAACCUGCUUACAAAGAUACCGUUCAACAACAAAUAGAACGCGAGAAGGAACGGAAUCAGCGACUGUUGAAUCGAGCUGGUCAGUUGGAGAAACAAAUUAAAGUUCUCAUCGAUGACAGCGUUGCACUGUUGAAGGCUCGGAUGAACGAACUCGGAAUAAGUACAACCAGUCAGAAUGAUUUGCUGUGCAAAGCGAAGGAAAUUGUGGGUCGUCAUAAGGAACUGCAAGUGAUGGCUGCAAAGCUGCAAAAUCAGGUGACCUCUAUCGAACAGGAACAAAAACGGCUAGUGUUGCAACAGGUUCAGAAGAUUGUUGAUAAACAUAUAAAAUCCGAAGAAGUAGAAAUAACACCAAAAACAUCCCACGAAAUGGUGUUGAAGGAGAUUGCCAAUACUCUGUCUCAAAGAAAGAAGCUAUAUGCGCAGGUAUCAAGUUUAGAAAGCGAACUAAACUUGAUCGAAAAACUUGCAGAAGAAAGGAAGGCAGUAACAGUGUCACAGACAACCAUUGUUCCACAGCAAAGAGAACAAAUUCAGCAGCAACAACAUCCACACCGGGAUUCACAUCAUCCGAGGGAGCAGCAGCAUCAUCAGAGAAAUGAGGAACUACGGCGUGAUUCCCAUCAUCUUGGGCAGUCACAUUCUUCUUCGCAAUCGACGGUUCACGUAUCGCAAGCACCCUCUUCCAAACACAGUUCUGGCUCUUCAAGAUCUCAACGUAAAUCCCGCGAGAACAGAACAAGAUCUCAAGAAUGGCCCGAAAUUCCUGACAUCGGUAAGAUUGAGGAAAACAAUCCCGAAAUAUUGGCCCAGAAGAUACUGGAAACCGGCAGACAAAUCGAGGCAGGCAAGCUAUUGGCAAACAAUGCCAACAAAUAUCAGAAAGAGCGCGAGAGCAAAAAUCAUUCGUACCAGCAUCAACAGCAGCAGCAGACGACUCUGCAAAUCCAUCACAAUACUCACUCCAAUCAUUCUGGCGAUGCUGCUUUAAUGCCAGCUCCACCAUCUCUCAGUAAAUCUCACCCACGUAGCAACAACAGCGCAAAUAUUACUGCCAACGUUAAUCUAUCUAAAACUUACGUACCUGGUUCCAUGGCUGCUGGAGAAUUGGUGGUGGGAGGGCCAACUGGCGGCAGCACAACGAGUGUUAAAGUAGAAACACGCGCAAAACUGCAAGAUUCGCACAAAGUUGUAAAUUUUGAGGAUCGACUAAAAAGUAUUAUUACCUCGGUACUGCAAGGACCACCAAAAACAAUAAACUCUACUGUUCCACAGCAACAGCAGCAGCAGCAGCAGCAACAGCAACCAGUAGCACAUCAAAUUUCCAAUCAACAUCAUAUAAGAGAGGUGACGCAGCAGAUACUUCUGAAUCACGGAGAACACACCUCACCAAACAAGAGCUCAGCUUAUGGGAAAACGGUAUACCUCUCUUCAGGCCAUACACCACUUUCGAAUUCGAUACAAAGUACCAUUCAGGAGUUGACAUCCCGCGGUAACAGCGGGAAUCAACAUCAUCUACCUCACCCGGUUAGUGGUCCAUCGUCUUCUCAAGCGAAUCAAUAUCCACCAAUGUUGAACAUAGCAACAACAACAACGCAACACUUGAACGUCACAACCACCAUCACGGCCGCUCCGAUAUCGCCGUACAAAACUCACGGCUCUGGUCAGAGCACGAAAAUCUCACCGAGCUCCAAGUAUUACCAAAAAGGUGCAACAAUGAAACACCUUUCACCAGUGGCCAACAACAGUACCCAUCAGCAAAUUCUGCACCAACAGGAACGAGAAAUUCGCGAGCGAGAACGCGAGCUACGUCAGAGUCAAAUAAACAUGCACUACGGUAACCACAACAGUCAUCCGAUAGUGAUUGAUCCACAAACUUCGCACCACCACCACGGUUUGCACCCGACUUCGCUGGAAGGAAAGAUGGAAUUCAAAGCACCGGAUCAAUUUCGUUUCGAUCCACGCAACCCUGUGGACGUUGCGUUGCUACAGAGCCAUUCUCGUAGUUCAUCGGCCACAUCGAUAGAGGGCGAAUAUACUUCUUCAUCAUCUGGUGUUAACUUGCGCUACAUUAAUUCUUCGUCAAGUCAACAACAGCAGCAGCAGCAACUGGCUGGUAGCAAUUCGCGGCCAGGCUCGUCAUCGUCCCAGCCCGACUAUACGCAGGUUUCACCCGCGAAAAUGGCUCUGAGACGUCAUUUAUCCCAGGAGAAACUUAUACAUCCAACAGCAGCCGCGCCUCCUCCAUCAGCGACCACGACAAGCACGGUGAAAACCAUCGGAGAUCUUGUGAACGGGGAAAUCGAGCGGACGUUGGAAAUCUCCAAUCAAUCGAUCAUAAACGCAGCAGUUAAUAUGAGUACGACUGGUCCAGCGGGGCACACGGUUAUCAAUACCAACGUACAAAGACCCGAGCGCGUGAGCAUCCGCGUGUUGGACGAACUCGGAGUCAACGGCAGUGCCCAACCAUCUUCUUAUAGUCCAAUCUCCCGACCGAAUAGCAAUGAAAUGAGCAAGUCCCCAGUGCUACUACAUAGCCAAAGCAAUCUCGCUACCUUGGCGCAAGUUGCUACGUACAACCAUAAGAAAGCGCCACUGUCAGCUUCUUCUUCAUCAGCAAUAAUUUCACCUCGGGGAAACGUACAACAACAGGUAGAUCAAGGACGAAAUCAAUCGUCGAAUUCCUCCCAGCAGCAAUACACAACCAGCGCAAUGAACUCCUCGUCUACUGUAUUUCAACACGGUCGAGGUGAAAAGACUUCCUACCUUACGACAACAGCUGAGCGUUCCAAUAACGAGACUCCCUACAUGGCCCUUCCACGAGCCGAUAUGAAGCCUUAUCUAGAAUCUUACUUUAUUGAUGAACAAAAGCGGCAACAGCAGCACCAUCAUCACAGGCAAGAGUCACCAUCAAUCACAGCGCACCAUCCACCGAACAAUAGUAGUGGCCGAAUAUCGCAUGAGUUUCAUCUCCGUGGUCAACCACCAGGCUCUGUAAUGGAACAAUCACAUGCCUCCCGCCGUGAAUCCCAAAUAAUGGAGGAUCGACUGGAGAGGAUGAACGGUAGUCCUCCCCUGGAAGGCUUAGCAGCAUCAUUACGGGCACGGGUGAUUGCGUCGUUGAAAAGCAAAGAAGAAAACGAUGAAAGGCAUAGGAGAGCCGAUUUAAUACCCUCACUACAUGCGGCUGCUGGUGGCAGUAAUAACAGUAAUAAUAUACAGAUAGUACAAACACCAAUUGUGAAACCUGAGAAAUAUUUAACCGGAUUGAAGCGUACAUCGCCCAUCAUUGAUAAUCCUCCACGGCCUCCGAAAAUGCUCUACACCGAUUGUUCGGAUACGAUGAUUAAUCCGGAAAUCAUCCACCUCAAUCGAAGUGGGUCCAGCAAUUCACGAGGCAUGGAAGCCUCGCUGAGUCCCGAAAUUAGCUCACUGUCCGCUGGUGAGGAUCGGCAGCAUUUGCUGCGUCACAAUAGAAACGAUGUUGACGAUGAUGUAGGUGAUGACGAAUCCAGCUGGCACGACCGUGUAAGCUCGGGAUUCGAUAGACUGGUGGCGUUUGCGUCGACCGAACUAGAUAAAACUCGACGCUCCAACGAAGACGUUCCACCAUCAUCAACAAGUUGCACCACUUCACCAGACUCCGGUAUCAACCAGAGUGACCACAGUCGCACUUUUCUGUCGUCGUCGUCAUCCUCCUCGCAACUGGACGUCCCACCGAGCAAUUCGAGUACCGGAAGCAGUAUCAGUACCGGCAGUGGUGUAAUGAAACAUACUGUGCCAAUAAUAAAAUCGUCUCCUGCGGAACCCGUGGAAAGCCCGCCCCUGUCCGACGUAGGAUUACCACGUACGCCUAGUCCUUCAUCUAGCCCUCCGCUAAUUUAUCAGACCACAACAAUAGUUGCUUCAUCUGCUGUGCAAAACCCCCUCCAUGGCAGCAAUAGUUUGAAAAUCCCUCUAAGGUAUCAACGGCAGUCUAAGGUAUCGUCGGAAAAACAUUACAAGAAAAAAUUCCGCGAUCGCAAUUGGGAGGAGUACGAGGAAAGCCUCAGCGGAAGACACAGCUCGGCCGGCUGUUCGGAACCAAACGAUCACGAUUUCGUCGAUGGAUUUGGUGGUAGUGGCGGUCCUCCCGGCUGCAGUGUCACUGGCAACGGUAGCAAAGUAGGGAACGCGUUGGACAGCGCACAAAGCAAUAGCAGUGACAAACUUCAUCAGCAUCAUAAACACAAGUCGGCUAAAUUUCGUCCAAAAGGUAAAGACUGGAACUGGGAUGAUGAACAUUCAAAUGCUUCCUCAUCCAGCUGCCAUCGUCAACGCUCGGGAAAUACUCCAACCUGAAUUGUCGUGUUAAGCUUGUGUUGAUUGCGUCCGGUUGCUUUAAAAUGUGGCGCUUUUUCAUAGAUAAUAUUGUUUAAUUUUCCCUAUUUUAGUAUGGUUCAUUCUCCGCAUUACUUACUUGGUCAGGUACCAAAAAAAGUCAGUUUCAGCGGAAAUUGUCGAGCCACAGAAUUGCUCAAAGUUCUCUAGAACAAUGUGACGAAUUUAAACGAUUAAAACUCCAGUUGAAACCCAUUAAAUGUUUAUUGGAAAGACUGAAUACUAAUUAAAAAAAAUACCUAGAUAAUUUAUACAUGCAUCGUUUCGGAAUUGUCGACCGUAUAUCAUCCCCAACUUUUCCUUAACCCCAACAAGUAGAACAACAUGAUGUUUGCUAUACACAAACCAUAAUUUACCUAACUGUUCCAUUUUUUUUCUCGCAUAUACCGAUAUAGUUCUCCAACAUGUUUAUUGUUGUACCAAUGCCCUUCGUUGGGAUACCGACAGGAGGCAAACAGAAAGCAUUUUUCAACAGUAGUGUUCAUUGAAUGUUGUUCUUUAAGUCGAUCUAGCGAACCAGCGUUACGAAUGCAUUCAAAUUAUCUGAAACUGCCAACGAUUAUUGGAUAAUUUCUGGUUACACUUCGUUUUAUAGCUAUUUUUUAAGACUUCACCCGCGUGCGUGUGAUGAACAGCUGUCGAAAGGUCAUUAAUUAAAAAAACCAUCGAAAAAAUGUUUGGACCCAACGUAAAUAGACAGUGACCAGGUAUGCCAGAAGGGUACUCGCGAAAGUGUUAGUAAAUAGCGUGCAAUAUUGUUAAGAUUUGUAUAGAAUUUUUUAAAGAUUCGCAAAUUUUUGGAUAUUUACUACUAAAUAAUCUCAUAUUUGAUGUAAACAUAUAAAGGGUGUGUCACAUCAAAUUGCAUCACGGAAAAAACGCUGUAGAAAUUUAAUUUUUAGGAAUUAUAUCUUCAGCUUUCGCUUAUAAUCAGAUAAGAGUGUAUAGAUCACGUUGGCCAUGCUUCACUGUAAAUUUUUCGUAAAUUUGGAAAAAUGUCGUCGAACGAAAAAGAGCCGUAAACUCAUGUGCACUCAUUUCGAGAAUCCGGAGAUGUCUCACAUCGGGACAUCGGUAAGAUGCUGGGAAUCGUCCAAUCCACGGUCAGCAGAGUACUAAUACGAUACUUCGAGAACCUAACCAUCGACCGGAAGGUGAAGAACGGCAAAAAUGGAUGCUCCGUCAGUGAAAAAGAUCACAAGCGCGUAGUUAAGCAGUUUAGACGUGAUCCGAGAAGUUCGGUCCGGGAUGUCGCCAAUAAGCUGAAUUUGUAAAGUUCAUUCGUCCAGCGGACCAAGCAGCGGGAGGGCCUGCGUACAUACAAGGUUCAGAAGGCUCCUAACCGCGACGAAAGGCAAAACAUGGUGGGGAAGACGCGAGCCCGGAAGCUGUACACCGAAAUGCUGACGAAGCCGCAUUGCCUGGUAAUGGACGACGAAACCUACGUCAAAGCGGACUUUCGUCAGCUGCCGGGCCUGUUGUUCUUCUCCGCAGAGAACAAAUUCAGCGUUCCGGAGGAGAUUCGCAAGCAGAAAUUAUCCAAGUUUGCCAAAAAGUACAUGGUGUGGCAAGCGAUCUGCUCUUGCGGAAAGCGGAGCGCCCCCUUCGUGAUGACCGGCACGGUAAACUUAAGGAGUGCCUACAGAAGCGCUUACUACCACUAUUGAAGCAGCACGAGGGCCCGACAAUCUUGUGGCCGGAUCUCGCUUCGUGCCACUAUUCAAAGGACGUGUUGGAGUGGUACGAAGCCAAUGGGGUCACCUUCGUGCCAAAGGAAAUGAACCCGCUUAACGCGCCGGUGCUUCGCCCAAUAGAGAAAUAUUGGGCGAUUAUGCAGCAGGCCCUCCGGAAGAACCCAAAAGUUGUCAAAUCGGAGGCGGACUUCAAGAGAAAAUGGGUUUCGGUUAAAAAAAACUACAACCUGACGUUGUACAGAACCUUAUGGACGGGGUAAAGAGGAAGGUGCGAGCAUACGGGCUUGGGCUCGAAGUAUGAAUAAAAAGAAAAUGCCAAAAGUUGUUUAAUAGUUUUUAUUUUACUGUCUAAAAUUUUCAAAAGGAUCGGUCUACUGGGCGAAUUUCUACAGCGUUUUUUCCGUGAUGCAAUUUGAUGUGACACACCCUUUAUGUUUUACAUAAUUUUAUGUAUUUUAUAAAUAUAUACUAUAUGAUUCAUGGAUGUAUGGUAGAAUGUAUACAGCAUUCACAGCAAGUUUUUUUUUUCAUUUUUUUAGAUGCUGGAUCUGCUGGCUUAUUCGCGGGUUUCUGCAAACGUUUGAUGGAUAUUUUCGUUUUUUCCCCUGUUGGGUUUGAACCACGGCGUCCAUUAUUUUGAACCAUUGCGGUAUACCCCUUUUUUAUACUACUUUGCUUAUUGAUGAAGGAGUAGACUGAAACCUAUAGCUAGAUAGGUGCCAAUCCAAAAUGAUCUGUUUGAUAAAAUUUAUAAUCCUGAUCGGCGACGCAGACCAAAUUUCCAUGGGCUCCAGAAUAGCUUUAUCAAGGUGUUGAAGUCUGCGUCUUGUUAGAGAUCCGCAGUUCAGAGCAAAUAUUCUGUUUUAAGAUGGUAUUUACUCGGACAGUGUCCUGUUACAAGACCAGUGAAUGUGCUGUAGUCUUUAUUAUUAAGGCUCAGCAGUUGUUGAAUAAUUUUAAUACUCGGCGUAAUACAUGUUUUUGCCUGUUUAAGUUUUCCAGCCAUCCAAUUGGCUGUCUCUUCCCGGUCUUCCCAUUUCUUCAGCUCACUUUUCAACACACAGUCAGAAAGUCCAUAGAAUGGUUCUGGACCAGUAAAUGGUGAAUUUGAGUCGUUCCUGGCAAGUUCAUCUGCUCGCUCGUUGCCCUCUAUACCGCAAUGGCCAGGAAUCCUGUACAGUUGUACCGAACUUAUCUGACUUAAUUGCCGAAAAAGGGAAAUACAUACCCAGACAAUUUUUGAAGAGCAUUCGAAAGCAUUCAGAGCUUCAAGUACCGCUUGACUGUCUGAGAAUGUCUAUAUUUCCUUUUGAGGCAGACAUUCAAGCAUUCUAUUAUUGCAGCUAUUUCUGCUUGACUGUUGGCCAGUUUUCCAUAGCCACAGAGAUUUUAGUUUUAAGACCAUACACUCCGGCACCUGUUCUGAUUCCCAUUUUCGACCCAUCAGUGUAGAACAUGAUUGAACCAUUACGAACGUUAGGACCACCUUCAUCUCAUACUGAACGAGAAUGUUCGAUCACUCUGUCUGAAAUGUCAUAAUUAGUCCUAGGUUCCAUCCAAUCACUGUUCAACUCUGAGGCAGGUCCAAUGGGUAAGAGAUUCAGGAUGCUGAAGUGACCAGUUUUGUCCCCGUAUGGUUUUUUUUUCAUCUUUUAGGCUUUAGAGCACUUUUUUAGCUUCUAGCUGAAUAUGUUGGUUCAAAGGUACCAGGUGAAGGAUAGCCUCCAAGGCCUUUGAAGCAGUGCUUCGCAUUGCUCCAGUAAUUGCAACGCAUGCUAGUCGUUGAAGUUUGUUUAGUUUUUUGUUGUAGCUACAGCCGCACAGUUGCAGUGUAGCUCACAUAACCAUUUUUGGUUUAAGGCCCCAUGUUCUUCCUAUCACUUUAGAGCAUGCUCAUAGGGCUGAAUUAUCCUUGCUGAUUACUGAAUCUAAGUGCGCAUUCCAGUUUAGUUUAGCAUCUAGGAUAACACCUAGAUAUUUCACUGAAGCGCUGCUUUUCAUUUAUUCUCCCCCAAGAUGUAAAGACUGCAGACGCUGUUUUUUUUCUUUUUGGUGAAAGGAACAAUUGUUGUUUUUGAGAGAUUUAUGCUCAGACCUUCAGUGAUACACCAAGAUUGUGUAAAGUUUAAGUCCAUCUGCAUUCUGCUCGACAUCACGUCGUCGUACUUGCCACGUACCAUUAUGACUAGGUAAAGCCCACAACCAAUUUUUGUUACAAGCGUGUGUAGCGCUGUUGCUGUGGAUUUGCCUGAUUGGUAGGCAAACUGGUAUUUAGAUAAUGGGCAUUUGGACAUGAUUACAGAUUUUAUGUAUUCAUAUAAUUCUUUUUCCAUAGUUUUCAGCAGUAUUGAUGAUAAUCUAACUUGACAAAUCACUCCCAAAGGCAUCUAUUUGGGAGUGAUUUGUCAAGUUUCCCCGCUUUUGGAAUGAAAACUACUUCAACAAGUCUCCACAUCGAAGGAAUGUGCUCUAGUAUCAGACUUGUUUUGAAAAUCUAUCUAGUAUUCUCUCUGAACUGUCAUGUCACCAUCCGAUUCAAAAAUAAUGUGUCUAUGAUCAGACAAGGACGCCUCUUCCGACACAUGCCAGUUAUGAUUUUUUACUGAAACCUGGACAGCACAGCGUUAGAUCUAAGACUUCUUGGCUGAUAGCGUUUUCGAAUGUUGAUUCAUUUCCUUUGUUAGCGUUAUCUAUGUUGUUUGACGAGAAAAUUUCUAAAAGACACCUCGAUUGUUAAUGUCGGUACUUGCCCACAUAGUGUGAUGAGCGUUGGUAUCACAUCCGAUGAUGAAGUCCUUGUUGAUUUCCCUACAGUAGUUAACAAACGCCGCUACCUCUCGUAGGGAAAUCUCAGGAUCGUGGCGGUUGGUACUUCCACUCUGAUUGCGACGAUGUCCCUUUGAAUGAACUCUGUAAUAGGAAAGCAUUUAAUGUUUGCAUUUACUAAGACGGCAGCUCUUGGGGAGUCAUGCUUGUCAUCGUAGAACAACUUACAUGAACCUGUUUUAAUACCUAGUAUUCUUCCUUUGUGAGCCCAAUUCGCCUAGAUAAGAGCGAGAUCCACAGCGUCUUUUGUAAACCUCCUGGAUCACACGCUCGACGCUGCUUUAGCGUGAUGGAGGUUUAUUUGCAAAACUUUAGUGUUCUGUAUUAGGUUGGGUUGAUCGAUUAGGGGGUUUAUUUGGGAGAAUCGGAAUCCCAUCUGUUUUAUUGAAAUUAUGGUCAAGUUUUUUGCUUGUUCCAGUGUCCAUGUUCAUUUUGGAUCUGGCGUGAUGGGGAGUUUGAAGCAACUCACCUCUUACACUUGACGUAGUUGAAGUUUCUACCCUUUUUGCGAUUGCCAUUGAGUUUGUACCGCUUGGGCCAGGAACAUUCAGAUUGUCAAGUUUCUUGUUUUUCGGAGAAACUUCACGAGGAAGCUUCGGUUCACCAGAAACCCUGCUGACGACUUUUUGAAAAUUUGGUGGCUCCACAAGUUUGGAUUCGCUGGGUUCUGAAGACUUCAAAUUACCUGGGUUUUUGGAAUUGUAAGGAUUCUCGUUUCUUGGCACCAGAUCUCCUUCGAUCACACUGGAGUUUUUUUUAGUGUGGUUUGGAGCUGCUUCGGAUUUAUUUUCCUCAGCUUGGUUUCGCCAAAUCGGAAGUUUAUUUUGAAGUUGUUGCUAACAAAUUGACGCAUUGAAGCUUCGUCAACUGUGAGCGUCCAAUCCGCGGGAUUUCAUUGGGAUUGGAUCUCUUGAGUAUACGCCAUUUAUCGGCGGAGAGAAUAUAUGCCGAGUCUCUCGUCGCUAUAUGUUGCACUUAGUGGAAAAAAAGGCAUGAAGAAUCCAGAACGCGGAAUAUUGUCUGCGUCUAGAGCAACCAGUUUUAUGUUAUCUUCUAGUGUUAUCAUGGGAACCACUUUCUUCAACCAUUCCGAAGUUUGAUGGUCUUUGCAAGAAUGGAUUAGAUAACCCGACUUAUAUGAGCAAUUGAAAAACUUGAGUUUCACCGCUUCAUUUCUUUGUUACUCUAUUGCAGUGAGUAGAGCAUUCUGAACGGAAUCUAGCUGAGCUGUAGUCAGUUCAGCGUUGAGAUAGUUCUCCGGGAGAAUUCCAACUUUGAUCUGCUCUAAGGCUUCUUUGAAGUAGAUUUCAGAUUCGAUAGUGUGUUAUGUGCAUCUUUUUUCUGCUCAUUCAGUCCCGCUCUUCUAUGGAGGCAAAGAUUUUGCUUCGAUUUUUUAGGAAUCGGUUUUUCGUCGCUACUAGGUAGCUCCGAUCCUCGGGGGCGUUUUGUUGACCCAGAGAUAUGCCGACUCAGUGCUUGCAGCCGAGCUUCCUUCUUUUUCCACGCAGAGUGGACCUCGGCUGAAUUUACAACUUUAGAUUCAGUUUUUAUAGUGACGCUACAUUCGUCACUAUCAUCCUCUAGCGAGUCAGAGUGUUGAGAAUGGAAGAGGAGCAGGGCUGAACAUCCACAGGUGCGUCGUUCAGUACUUCAUCCGCUUCUACACUCAUAAAGCCGAUCUCUAUGGAGGUUUUCUCCGAUAGAGAGAGAGGCUGCCGGAACCCGAAGUUUUUUUUAUUGUUGUCAUUUGGAUUAUUCAUAGAAAUCCCACGAGUCUCGCGGUAAAGAAGGUCCUCUACAUCAGUGACCGGCUUAAUGCAGCGUGGGCAGAUGAUACUGUGAAGGGUACCCUGGUACUCUAUAGGCUCCGUUAACGACAGGGUUUAGAUUCAGCCGGAAUACCAGAGCAUUCAUGUCUUAAUGCACAGCUUAUUUUUGAAGCUAUUCCUUUUUCUUUAAAAAAUCUUGUCCUUAUGAUAACUUCUGAAAAAUUUCUCGAAUUAUCUUGCUUGUUCCAUCCAUUCUGUUGACGGUUGCAGCAAUCCUCCCAAUGAUAGGUAACACACAUAACUGUUUGGAUAAGCAUAAUCGUGAUCCAGCAAAGGGUGGGUGGAUAAGUGAAUAAAACGCUCUCGAAGUUUGUAUGUGAGGUCUCCAAGGAUGUUUUGUACGAAUUUUUUUUGCGACAGCACCAACUACAUAUUCGAACCCAUCAUCUCCAGUAGUGAAGUUUGAAUCAUCUUCGUCGUUUUCUACAAACAUCAUAUUAUGGAUAUCGUUUUCUUGUUCAUCAGGUGCUUCAGAAACAGCUGUUUCCGGCGGAGCAUGUCGGUUUAUGUUCUUUCAAUAGAUCCAACACUAGAUAUUCUUCUCCAGAGUAUCUGUCUUUCGUAGAUUGGCCUGAUGACAUAGACUGUAAACUUUUACCAAGUAUACCCAGUCUCAAUCGAUAUAAAAACUGUAAAGGAGACGGAUGAUCGUUUCCUCCACCACUCGUUCUUAUCACUGAAAAAGGGUUUUCGAGAGCAUCUUGAUUUAACUUUGCGGUGAUAACGUAGUUGAUUCUAAACCUUUUUUUUAAUUUUUGUAACGGAAAUGUGGACAUAAAAAUAGUCUUUUGAAAGAACUGUAGUAUAGAUAAAUUAUUAAACCUACGGAAACAACGCCAAAUUUAAUAUUUACCUGCAUACACGGUUUAUCUAUCGGGAGAACGGUACUCAUAAGCUCCACUAUUGCAUCCAAAGCUUCAUCAUGCUCACUGCGACACAACCCGUAUGGUCUAUUCAAUAUCUGACUCUCGCUUAGACAAUGUGAGUUCAUAACAUCUCACCAAUUAUUCGAGAUAAGAAUGAAAUUUGCUAGUCGUUUUGCUUCUGCUGUACCAAUCCUGCGCUACAGCGCCACGGUACACUUUCGAGAUCGUGUUUAACGAUGUUUCCAUCAGACAGCAAAAAUCCAGUAUCGAUUAAGCGGUUACGUAUCAAUUUUAGAACAUGGGAAGCGUCCGCUAACAGAUAUAACUUUCGCUUAGUUUGUGGAUGAAUAAGGAAUGUUUUUUUGUUUUUCAAAACGACGUCUGACCAAAUAUCAACGUUGCCUCCACCACAGUCUGAUACGGCAGCUACGACCUCGAACCCAGCUUCGUAAGCCUUAUUGAAAGCCUCCAUGCAGUGUUGCCACACGUACAGAUUUAUCUGGAAAGGUUCGUUAUUUUUGUUUUCGUUUUUUUCGUUAUUUUUGGUACAGAUUCUGUACGGUACAGAUUACAGAUUUUCGUCAAAAGGUACAGAUUGGUACAGGUUUUUUCCGUGGGUAAAAUUUCUUACAUUUGAACAAAGCUACAUUAAGGUACAUGAUGGCUUUUAGGCCGCAGUAUCGCUUGGUGCGGCAGCUUGAAACUUUUAAUAAAUGAUAGUAUGCAAUCUAGAUUCAGAAAAAACUACAGUCAACUCUCCCUAACUCGAUAUCCAAAGGGACCAUCGAGUUAGGGAGGUAUCGAGAUACAGAACAUUUUUUCCUAAUUUUUUUUUAUGUCUCAAAUUGUCAUAUAUUAGGGUAAGUGUCCCAAUUAUGGUAUGAAUUUGAAUUUUUGAUUCAUUCCUUUAAAGUGAAAAAAACACCUUUCUCAUAUAAAAAAAUAUUUUUUCCAGAAUCUUUCAGGAGGUGAUAGACGGUUAUAUUUCACGAAAAAAAUCCUUCUACGCAUAUGUUAGAAUUUCAACGAUGACAGACUUAUAGAACUUUUUCUUUGUUUCGGAUUCUGUUGGCUCAAACUGACUCUACAUUGAAAAGUAUGCUACGUAAUCCGAUUUUGUUGCUUUCAUUUCAUUCAGAUGAGAAAAUUUAGUACAGGAUAUAGUAGUGGAACAUCUAAGUUAGUGGAUUAAACAUUUUUAAAGUGGAAAAUUCAAAAGUUUUUUUUUAUUUGUAAUUAUUAAUUUUAUCCUAAAAAUUCAUACUAAACUUGAUUGUUUCUAUCAAUUAAAUUAAAGUUCUCUAACCUCUCUACAAUUUGUUCUUUGACGCCCAACUUCUAUCUCUCUUAAUUUCGCUGCAAUAUCGAUAUAAACAAUUCCUGAUGAAGAUUCAAUCAAAAUCUUCAAAAAUCGCGAUUUUUAACCCACUGUACUUAUAAAAGCCACUUAAAUUUCACCUUAAUGCUGAAAGGUUAAUUUUUUUUCUUGAAAUUAUUCAUAUUUGAAUUAUAAAAAAAAAACUUUUUUUUUCAAACUGUAUACAAUCGAGUUCUAAAUUUUACAUAAUCGAAUCAUAUAUAAUCGAGUUUGUAUAUAAUCGAGUCCGACUUGCAUGAGGCACUAGGUUAACAAAGAAAAUAUUGAUUAAGUAUGUUACUCAAACUGAAUUGUAACGAUCACGCAGGAACUGUUCAAUCACAAAGAAAUGUUCGAAUAGUUUCACAGGAACAUUUUCAGUUGAUUUCAAUAUUCCGGACAUAUUCUUCAGGUUUGAUUAAACGUUCGAAUUAACAUCUCAAUAGAACUACUAUCUUCAGCGUUUUUCUCAGGUUUUUGAACACUUUCCAGUAUAUCGGUAUCUGGCAUCAGAUCACAGCAAAUCACGUUUUGGUCCUUUUUGCACUAAUUAUUAAAAGACAUUGAGCAAUCGAACGGUAUUGUACCGUCGACAUCAGCAAGCUCACGACGCAUUUAUUAUGCCAGCGGAAUAUCACUCCCGUCCAUGUUGGUUGUGCUUUGAAGUUAGGAAUUCCCAGUUUCUGGACAAAUUCUCAAGCCAUAUCCCGAAGAAUAGAAGAGGGGUAAAUUAUUCUGUCUAGCUUGACAAGACAAAAAUUCAUUGACCGCUCCAGCUUCUCGAUUCUGACCAACCUUAUAUGCUUUUGGUCUAGAUACAAUUUUCCAUUCCGAUUCCAUUUUUACUUUAGUUUGAGUAGUGUUGAUACCGCACUUUGUGCAAUACUGAAAUUAUUUGCAGCUUCAGACCCCUUCCGUCCAUAUUUUUCGACCUGCUCGAUGAUGCUCAAACCUUACGCAAUGGUUAGCGUUUUGAUUGUUCGUUUCUCGUGGUUUUCCAUACUUGAAAAGAAAUUGUUUGAUGACACGAACACUCCGUCUUCACUUUCAAGGGCAAUUGAAAUCUGAGGUAAUAACGCACAAAAACAUGUACGCGAAAAUCAAUCGAGUUAGGGAGGUGAAAAUCCAUGGAAAAAUGAAUCAAAACAAAUCGAGUAAGAGAGGCAUCGAGUUAGGGAGGUAUCGUGUUAUGGAGAGAAGAAUGCUUGUAAAAUCGAAGGUGCCAUGAAAUCCAUCGAGUUAGGGAAAAUAUCGAGAUACAGAACAUCGAGUUAGGGAGAGUUGACAGUAUGUAUAAGCUACAUCAAACACACAUGUAAAUGUGAUAUUUGUAGUGAAUAAAUGAGUAUUUUUUAUGCUAUAAGUGGAUUUUUCUGUACAAAGAAUAUUUUCGAUGGUACAGAUUUUUGGAAGGAAAAGUACAGAUGAGUAAGAAUUUUAACCCCUCUGGUACAGAUUAAAAUGUGGCAACACUGCUUCCACGAACAAUAACUUUUCCAUCGAAACGUUAAAGGACGCACAAAACGGUUGCUGCCAAUUUCCAAAAAAGCCUCUGAGCACCAUGACCUGCAGGAACAAAAAUAAUUGAUAUGCUUCCAAGUUCAGCACUGACAAAAAUGUUCUCUUUAAUUGAAAUUGAAUAAUGGAUUAAAUUACCUGCACUUUAUUAGUAUGACAACCCAACACGUCAUCGUGUUUCUUGUCAUACUCGUACACUUCACUGACCGACAUCUCAUCGUAACGCAGCACACAUACUUUUCCAAAUUCGGACAUGUCUUGGGAUCUGGCUUUCGAAAAUCCUUAUAGCAUAUCUAUCCCAGAUGCGUACUGUCGGAGGCAACCAAGAUUUUUAGAGAGAUAUUCGUAUCCAGACAACCCGAAAGAUCGCAAAGAAAAUCCUUUUGACAACUCCUCAGUAUUCCAAUUAACUCGCUGUUUUACGCCUAGCAGCAAAUCUGACUGGUUUUUGGUUUGCUUGGCGGAUAAUCUUUCGCGAGCUUUGUCAAUGGCAUAUUUUUUAUAACCUUCUCUCUGAUCUUGAGUGAUUUUUUCUAAGUUGGCCACUCGUCUCUUUUCUUCCACGAGCUGUUGGUGCAACAUCGAUAUUGUACUAUCCAUCUUCCGAAGCUGCUCCUCUCGAUCUUUGAUCCGCACUCCCAUAUCACAAUGGGGAGCGUUAGUAUCGAUAGAUGAACCUGAAUCGUUCAUACUUGAUGUAAAUUGUUUGCUAAAAGCAUUAAUUUGUUCGCAAGAUCGGUUCCGUUGUCGUUGCCUUGUAACAGAUGGAUUUCUAAUACUUGGGACAGCUGAAACAAAAAUGAAUUGUUAUAAUUGUGAUUGUGGUUGUUGUAAAUAUUUAUCUCCAGUCUUGAGCCGCUUUCGCCCAUUCGAUGAUAAUGGAAGAACGGAAUCAAAAUCAGAUUCUUGGAAGUGCUUGGAACAGACGCACAUAUUGCUGGUAUUAACUUUUAAAUCCUGUCCCAGAAACAUGAGCCAACGCUUCUUUAUUUUUCCAUUUAUUGGGAAUCAAUGGAAUGAGAUUGAUUCCCAUGAGUUUGACUCCGUUUUUUUUCUUUCUCGGAUUUCUUUCUCUUGUUACACUUCGGAACAUAACACUUCGACAUUUUUGUGAGGUUUAAUUUUCUGAAAACAAUCCGAUGAUGAUAGAUCACUUUUCAGUUUGUUUUGUCUCCGAGUUCAAUUUCGCGUGCAAAAAUAGACGAGAAACGCGAGAAACAAAUAUGCAAAAUUUACGAAUUUGUUUGAGAUUUCGAACAAAACACCGCAAUUCUGCACGCUAUUUUAUCUAUGUGAGUAAUCUUCGUGUACGAAACAAAAAAUCUGGCUCACCUGUAGUAUAAGUCAAACCACGUUGAUUUGGACCCAACAGUCGUCCCAAGCCAUUCUGGAACGUACAAAUAAAUAAAAUAAAUAAGCAUAACUCAUCUCACGAAUCUUUUUUGGUUUUCAUUUUUAGCUAGAAAUAUGAGAGAUAUUGCGUAAAGCGUAGCCAAUCGAGUAGUUGGAUGUAUGGGUUUUAUAAAAGCAUUCAUAGAAUGAAACAAUAAAAUUCAUCGAUAUCUGAAAAAUUGCUUUUCUCAGAGCGUGGAUUGUUUUAGCAGAGAAACAUUAAAUUAUGUAGCGAAGCAUAUUAGCUGGGUUAAGAACAUUACGAAUAAAUACAAAAAAAAACAUCGUUACUUGGAAUACUUUCUCAGUUUUUCUAACUUUGUUGUUCGCAAGCAAAAUAGCACCGAACUUUUAUUUUUUAUACUCCACAAACAAUGUCGCUCGGUGUGUGAUUCGCUGAUUAAGUAGAACAAUUAUAAUCAUAAUCCUGAUUAAUUCCUUAUUUUUAAGUAGCCAAUUUUUAGCUAUAGGUUAUCAUACGUAAACACGUUAAGCGUAGCUUGAGUUUGAAAUAUGAACCAAAAGAAGGGUCAAAAAUAUAAAUUAAAUAUCACUCACGAAACAGCGAUUAGAAGGAGUUUACAACAAAUCUUUUCUUGAACCGUUCGACCGCAGUACAGCUUGUUCGAUUUCGGUUUAUGGUUAGGAGUUUUAGAAAGAUAGAUAUAUACAAAAUUCAACGCAAGGCCAAACAAUACGUCUACCUAGACACAUCAUUGAGAAGAUUAAGAGCAAAAUCGUGUAAACGAUAAGUAAAAUAUUGUAUUAUAAACCUAAAAUAAGGACGAAACAAUGUGCAUCUUCUACCUGGAUGGAUUUUGAGCUGGUUGGCACAUUUUAUAAUAUCCUUUAAGCCUAAAACAUGUAAGUACUGUUCAAUGAAUUCAACACACAACACUGCUCGGUUAUCAACCGCUAUGAUGUAGGUAAAAUGUAAUUUAUUAUGUACAAUAAGUAUGUAAGAUACGUCUGUUAAUUUAACAACCAAUGCGAUUUAAUUUUUUUAGAUUGAUACUCUUAUUUAUACUAUCGUAUUUAAAAAGAACAAGUUAGUUUUUCUUUUAAAUUGAUUGAUAUGUACGACAGCCCAUCGUAUUUAUUGUCUGAGAAAGAAAGAUACUGUCACAUCCGCGAGUAAACAAACAAUGUAAUAAUUAUAACAAAAACGUAGAUACAUAACGCAUGUAGAUCCAUUUUAUUAGUGAAGAAGUGACAUCUACUGUACUAUUGCUAUAAUUAAGAUACAAGACAUUGAGAAUUAAUAAAAAAAAAUCAU